CGGAGCAUCCUGGGGAGGUAAAAUGGCGGCGCCCGUGAGGCGAACUCUGUUAGGGGCCCUGGGGGGCUGGCGGCGGCUCGAGGGGCCCCGAGUGGGUGGCCCGCGCGCUCGCGGCCUGGCUUUGGAGGCCGCGCCGCCCCGCAGCGGUUCUCCAUGGCACCUGCUGGGAUCCUUGUGUCUGCAGCGGCCACCGCUCAUCUCCAAACCUCUGACCCCCCUGCAGGAAGAGAUGGCGGCCCUUUUCCAGCAGAUUGAGGUAGAGAGAAGCCUGUAUUCAGACCAUGAGCUUCGUGCCCUGGAUGAAGCCCAGCGACUGGCAAAGAAGAAAGCCGACCUCUAUGAUGAUGAGGAACAACAGGAUAUAUUGCUUGUGCAAGAUUUGGAAGAUGCCUGGGAACAGAAAUUCCUCCAGUUCAAACUUGGAGCUCGAGAAACAGAUGCCGAUAAAAAAAAUGACCGAACCUCAUUACACAGGAAGCUAGAUAGGAACCUUGUUCUGUUAGUCAGAAUGAAGCUUGGGGACCAGGAUGUUUGGAUGUUGCCUUAUGUUGAGUGGCAGCCUGGAGAGACGCUCCGAGGGACAGCCGAGCGAGCGCUGGCCACACUUCCAGAAAACAACAUGGAAGCCAAGUUCCUUGGAAAUGCCCCUUGUGGUCACUACAAGUUCAAGUUCCCCCAGGCCAUGCGGACAGAGAGCAACCUUGGGGCCAAAAUCUUCUUCUUCAAAGCACAGCUGCUCAGUGGAGACUUUUCCCAGGCGGGGAAGAAGGGCCAUCAUGUGUGGGUCAGUAAAGAGGAGCUGGGCGACUACCUAAAGCCACAGUACCUGACCCAGGUUAGGAGAUUCCUUCUGGACCUCUGACGGAUGGAGCCGCUCUUGGUGUUGCUCAGACAGCCUGUGGAUAGGGCCCCGAGACAUGGCGUGACUGCCCUGCACUUGCAGGGAAACUAAGUUCUGACAAUUAAAGGUGUGUGUCCGUGUGUUGGUCUCAGAGGUCUGGUUGCUUGGGGUCUCUCCCUCUGAAGAGGGAGCCAUCCCCCCCAUUCCUCUCAUGCUAACUGAGUUGUAGUUAAAGCAACGCAGUGGCAUUGCUUCCUAGCUAGUCAUCUGG
This is a messenger RNA of Perognathus longimembris pacificus (Pacific pocket mouse), 1112 nucleotides long. It is a transcript of the gene Mrpl46, whose product is annotated as mitochondrial ribosomal protein L46. Gene Ontology annotation, cellular component: mitochondrial large ribosomal subunit. Gene Ontology annotation, molecular function: structural constituent of ribosome. The transcript has 4 exons. Bases 23 to 862 code for a protein of 279 amino acids. NCBI's taxonomy places the organism in Eukaryota, Metazoa, Chordata, Mammalia, Rodentia, Heteromyidae. The record is from RefSeq and is a predicted model, not a curated record.